CUGGCAGGAGCUAUGGGGAAUAACCUGAGCGUGCCCGAGGAAGCUGAGGAUGCCAACAGCUGCACAGUGAAGAGUUACCAGCCUCUCUCCGAGUCUCCCGAUGGUAUUGCAAAUGGAUCCGUGCUGUUUGUUCAGAGCCCUCCCCCGGCAGCGAAUGGUGAAGCAGACCCCAGGGCGGCUGCAGGCCGGGAUAACGCGGCCGUUUCCUCAGCAGAGCCAGCAGAGCCGGGCCCCGGUGCCCAGGCGGGCGGGCAGAGCGGCGGGAGCGCUGCCAGCAGGGCCCUGCCAGCUGCCAGGCCCCGCUCCCUGCUGCCCUUCCCCUGGGCCGUGCCAGCGCCUGCCCCGGAGCCAGCGGCAGCUCCAGCCCCCGCACAGGCCACCCUCGGUGCCAACAAAGGCCCGGGCGAGGGCACGGAGGGGCCUGGGGCAGCCCCCCAGCAGGGAAGCCAUAAAAACCCAGGGCAGGCCCCGCUGCAGGACGUGGAGCUCACGGGGACACCUGAGGGACGCGAUGUGGCCGCCCCGAAGGGCAGACAAGUGACGCUCCUGGACAGGAUCUUCAGGCUGGAGAAAGGCACGGCGAGGACAGCAGGCGACCCCGAGCAGGGAAGGCAGGGCCUGGACGUCCCCAACGGGAGCAUCGCGGCCGGCACGCCCCACGGGGAACCGCUGCGCAAGGAGAUAGAUGAGUGCAGCCAAAAGCAGCUUGGGCAGGACUCUGCAGGUGAACAAGACCUGGCUGCACCUGGCAGGGCACAGGCAGAGCAGCACAGUCCCCAGGCAGCUGCAGGACAGGGCUCAGUCAUGAGCUUCCUCAAAACACUGGUGUCCCCAAGCAAAGCUGAAGCCAAAAGUGAUUCUGAAGACAAGGGCUCCAAGGCGGAGAAGGGCCCUGGGGGACAGCCUGGCCCGAAGGCAGCAGCAGAAUCCCCCUCCAAAGGAGCCAAGAAAAAGAAGGCAGAGAGCCCCAAGCUGGGCCACGGCACCUUUAGCAAACUCUUUAGGCACAAGGCUGCGAAAGAAACCCAGCAGACAACCAACACCAAAAGCCCUGAGCAGCCUCCUGUGAGCUGUGUAAAAGCAGACAGAAAUGUCCCUGCCUGCCAAGAGGCACUGCCCAAGCAGAACCCGGAAGCGCCGGAGGCCGCGGUGCCUCCGCAGGGCGUGAGCACAGAGCCCCCCCGGGAGGGCACCAAGGACAAGGGCUCAGCCACCCCCCUGCCCCUCAGCAAGCUCUUCUGGAAAAAGAACUCCUCAGAGGAAGCAGAGGCUGUGAACAAUGAGAAGGCAGAUGUGGCUCUGGAGGCCGUGGCUCCCGACAGGGACGAGAGCAAGGGCACAGAAAGCACCGAGGUGAAACCGCGAGGGGCGGAGAGCAAAACGCCCAAGGCAAACCUGAGGAAGUUCUUUAAGCUGUCAGGCAAGGGUGAUGGAGGGAGCCCCCGUGCAGAAGAGGGAGAUGGUCCCAGCCCCAGACACCACGGAUGGUUUGAUCCCACAGUCUUUGCUCAUGGAAUUCCAUCAGCUCCCUGGGAGCCCUUCCCUGAGCCAACACUGCAGGAGUUCAUCCCAACCUCUGGAAAUGCAAACCUGCUGGGCAGCAGGGCUCCUCCACCGCUGCAGACUCUGAACGCCACGGAGAAGCCUCUUGCCCCAUCUGAGAGCGACCCCGGGGGCCCAAGGAGCAAAGAGGGCUCCAAAGACAAGAAGUCCACGCUGGAGCUGGGCAAGCAGAAGGGCAGGGAGCAGCCAGAGCCCCGGGAGCAGCCAGCAGCUGAGCCUGACUCCAUCCACAAUGGCGGCGACGCCAAGGAGCCCUCCUACAAGAAGGCAGAGAAGAGGCAGUCCCUGGGAGGGUUUUUUAAAGGCCUUGGCUCCAAAAGGAUGUCGGAUGCAGAAGUGCAGACAGAUCCCGUGUCCAUCCUCCCUGCUGGGAAAUCCAAGUAGUGCCCAGCCCUGGCUGCUGCAGGGAGGCUCAGCAGCUCUCCGGGAGCUCCAGGAAUGACUCCUUUCCUUUCUGGCAGCAGGAAUGACUCCUUUUCCCUCCCACGGCUGUCACAAACACCCGAGGCUGAAGCAAACACUGGCUACCAUUGCAGGUUGUCACUGGCAGGGUUUGUUUGUUCCUCUCCUGUAGAAAGCAGCUCUACAGAUCCCCAUGAAAUGUGUUUAAGGUAAGGUGCUGUGGAUGGUUUGAGGUGUGCAGAGGGGAGGGUAAGGCAGGUAGGAGGGUGGCAGAGAAUUCAGUAAAUGGCAGAAAAAGCAAGCAGGUGACAGAGGAGGGCAGCGGGGCACGGGCAGGGAAUCCUCCGCUUCAGAGAGCUUGAGAGCAGCCAGGAAAACACAAAUCCCCCGGGGAAAUGUCCUGCUGCAGUGUAACAACAGCCGAGUCACUUCUGGGGGGGGUUGGACAGAGCUGGAAUUGGAGCUGAGCCCUUCAGCCUGGCAGAGCCCGUGGUGAUCGAGUCCUGCUUCCUGCUGGUUAU
This is a messenger RNA of Camarhynchus parvulus, 2486 nucleotides long. RefSeq names its product breast carcinoma amplified sequence 1 (gene BCAS1). Bases 13 to 1947 code for a protein of 644 amino acids. The record is from RefSeq and is a predicted model, not a curated record. NCBI's taxonomy places the organism in Eukaryota, Metazoa, Chordata, Aves, Passeriformes, Thraupidae. The transcript has 13 exons. Gene Ontology annotation, biological process: myelination.